Messenger RNA from Drepanopeziza brunnea f. sp. 'multigermtubi' MB_m1, 1176 nucleotides. RefSeq lists its product as uncharacterized. The record is from RefSeq and is a predicted model, not a curated record. Lineage: Eukaryota; Fungi; Ascomycota; Leotiomycetes; Helotiales; Drepanopezizaceae.
AUGCCGUCCUUAGACAGUCUCCCAGCAGAGACUCUCCUCAUAAUAGCGCGAAUCCUUGGUGGCGCCUACCUGCGCGGCCGAGUCGACCAUAUCCUCCUCUUCAGAUCAUGGUACAGCGUCACGCAAUCGGUCGCAUGGGAGGACGUCGCCCUCUCCCUCUCAACCCUCACAGGCUUCCUCCAGGCACCACCCGACGUGCAGUCCUUCAUCCGCAGCCGCGUCAAGCACCUCUCCAUCUCAGGCUCGUACUCCAUCCCGAACGAGCUCCACCACCUCGCAAGCAGGCAAUCCGUCUCGGACCCCGCCCACACCGAGGCGCAGAAGAGAGCCCGGUGGCGAACGCAGCAGCACGCGCGCAGUACGGAGCUAAGCAGUGCCCUGGCCGCCUUCUCGACGGGCCUAGCGCAGAUGAGGAAGCUACGGACGUUCCGGCUGGCGCUGUCCUGCGACGCGGAGACGUAUGCUUCUGUCGCGGCGGACGACACGUGGACGGCGGCGCUGAAGAGCGUGGUUGCGGCCCUGCCGCCCUCGCUGGAGAGCCUGACGAUGGACAAGCUGGGUCCGACGACGCGGUAUGCCACAGCCGGCGAGAGCGACGCACACGCUGUCUGUCAGGCGCUGCACGCUCGUAAUGCCCUGCCUGCGCUGCGCCACUUGAGGCUACGGGUCCACUGCGUCUGUCCCGAGCUGUUCGACGUCGUGCGGAUCGGCGUCCACCCGGUGCUCGAGACGGUGGUGGUGAGCCUCACGGCUGGCGAUCCAGACGUGGAUAUCGUGCAUCACGCUCGCUGCUGCACGGAUCCGCAGCGGCAGAGUCAGUGGCUGUAUGCCGACAUGGUGGACGCUGCCCGAUGCGCGGUCUCCGCUUGCUUUCCUUCGAUUCGGACGUUGAGGAUCGUGAGGUAUGAUGUGCAGGCGCUGAAGUUCUCUUCGGACGAUAUUGUGUCGGGUGAGAUUGUUGACUUACCCGAGGGCGUGAGCUGGGAUGAUGUCGAUGGGGGUGACGAAAGGGUUGCGGCAGCGGACGAGGCGAUAGGGUCUGGUGACCAUGUAUAUCUGGGCGACGAUGUGGUUGAGGAGGAGGUGGGACAUGUCGCGGCGACAGUACAAGCGAUGGUCGGAGUUGAGCUGAUGCCGGAGAUGACGCUAACUAUCAAUAUCAACACGGCUGUAUAG